Rhizoctonia solani is the source of this 672-nucleotide messenger RNA. Its product is annotated as GATA type zinc finger. NCBI's taxonomy places the organism in Eukaryota, Fungi, Basidiomycota, Agaricomycetes, Cantharellales, Ceratobasidiaceae. The transcript has 3 exons. The record is from RefSeq and is a predicted model, not a curated record. The coding region runs from base 1 to 672 and encodes 223 amino acids.
AUGGAGGACGAGCUGCGACCUUUGCCCGACCACGACCACGAACCAGACAUGCGACAGCGCGCACACUCGGUCAUGCCUCCCCGACGCAGCGGCACCUACGACUCGCGCACGGACCCCCGCGGCCGCCCCAGCCCCGUCGCCAGAGCACCUCGGCCCCCCCCGCCUGCCCAGCCCUACUACUCGCAGCACGACGCGUUCGGUGCCCAUGCCUACAUCGAGCCACGCGCACAGCCGAUGCCGCCCCCGCCGCCCAGCUGGGGAUACCAGCUCCCGCCUCCCCAGGGCUAUGCCCCCCAGCGCACACAGCCACCGCGCUCUCCCCCGCCCAGCCAGUACGAUCCGCGCUACCACCGCCAGCCCUCGUCGUAUCCGUACCCGCCCUCGGUCCCGUACGGCCAGCCCCCGUAUCCCCCCGGUCCGGGUGGCCCGACAGUCGACCCCACGAUCUUCAAGCCAGACCCCUACGGCCGCCCCAUCCCCACCUCUCCCCCCGAUCCAUCCCGCCCCGACGUCCAGAUCACAUACACCGACGACUCGGCCACAAAGCUUACCCAAUACCUGCGCCGCCGCUGCUUCAACUGCCGUGUCACAGAGCCCCCUGGAUGGCGCAAGUCCACCCUCAACCCUGGAAAAAUUGUGCGCAACCCACUCGGUUCUUUGUCCUCUUUCUGA